AACGUUCCUGCGCGGCCUCCUUGCGCGUGUGCCACGCAGUCAUGUCGCAAUGUGACCAGCCGAGUCGCAUCAUCAUCAGCAACGUGUUUCACCACCCCUCCAAGGCCUCACACCUCACCCACCCUCUCUCCACUACCCAGCAUUGCCGUUCGUUAUUAGCCUCCAACGGCCAUGUUCCAACUUUUUUCCCUUUCUCGCCCUCUUGAGCCGGCUCAAAAGUCCUUCAUUUUUCCAUUUUCCUUGUCACUCACCACCAUGGCGUCCUCGCAUUUUUGAGCAUCUGUUGCGCAGUCUCCAGAAUGGAAACUGGGCACCGUCAAUCCUCAUCUCUGGCAGAUGUUACAGCAUACAAAAAAAGAACAAACGAUUUCAAUUGGCUUCCAUCGCAAUACGGCACCGGGUGUGACCUGUUGUGAUAGGUGGGCUUGCCUUGUAUGUGUCUUGUGCAGCUGUCUGUAGCACUAUGAAUCAUGCUCUAUGUAUGCUGAUAUACUACCACAGAGUCGGCAUCAACUUGAAUGAUAUAGAGAUAGAACAAAACAAAUCCCCACCAUCGCUAGCAACAGUCUCUCUCUUGCAUGGGUAAUUUCUAAAGUACUCCAAGCCAUCACCACGUUCCUAAACAUGUUCCUCUAUCCGGUCGCAAGCCUAUGGUCCAUCCUUCUCCCUUUGCUCCUCCUCCUUGUAGUAUCAACAACGGCGCAUCCAUACCCGCAGUAUUCCCACAAGAUACGGUCCUUGGAAAACCAGUAUAUCCAUCCAACCUUUCACCUCUUCCCACGAAGCUGGUUCCACACAGAGAAGCGCGCAUCACCAAACACCCCUCACAUCCGCCGUCGCGGCCUCCCUGGCGCAGUCUACGUCUGUACACGGCAAAACUUCCGUGGCGACUGCGCGUGGAUCAUGCCCGACAACAAAUGUCACAUUCCCGGUACAGGCGACAACUCACCCGAAUCAAUCGGCCCCGACCCAGACGGCUUUUGCGUCCUCUUCGAAUCUACCACGUGCGAUGGUAAUCAAAUUGCAACGCUACGCUUCCCCGGUAUCGAAGAUCAGGUACCGGAAUUUGGGGGCAUUCAGUGUUUCGCGGACGGUGGGAAAGGCAUGAAUGCGACGGCAGCUACGAAGGGUCUUGGAGCGUUCAAGGCAAACGCGGAUCCUAGGCUGCCUGGUGGGUUUGGCAGUGCGGAUGCGUUUGCGCUGAAGAGUGUGCUUGCAGAAAUGGAGAGAGAAGGCUUCAAUGAGGGUAUGAUUGGAUUAAAGAAAGGUCAUUAUUAUUGAAGAGAAAUCGGACGUCAUCUACCACACCUUUUUCUUCUGGUCUUUUCUCCCUCGUCCACGUCACAACUUUUUGUAGGGACGAAAGACGUCACUUUUCCACAAGCCACCUCUACAAUACGUCUGCCUCUUGCUUUCAUUGCAAAGUGUUGACGUUUUCG
Periconia digitata is the source of this 1439-nucleotide messenger RNA. NCBI's taxonomy places the organism in Eukaryota, Fungi, Ascomycota, Dothideomycetes, Pleosporales, Periconiaceae. The record is from the annotation of a GenBank genome assembly.